Pteropus alecto (black flying fox) is the source of this 836-nucleotide messenger RNA. It is a transcript of the gene IL20, whose product is annotated as interleukin 20. The transcript has 6 exons. The record is from RefSeq and is a predicted model, not a curated record. Bases 61 to 591 code for a protein of 176 amino acids. NCBI's taxonomy places the organism in Eukaryota, Metazoa, Chordata, Mammalia, Chiroptera, Pteropodidae.
GACCAGAGACGACAGCCCUUUCUGAGCUCAGCUCCUGUGGUCUCCAGAUUCUGGCACAAGAUGAAAGGCUCUGGUCUCCCCCUCUGCAUUCUCGUGGCUGUGUUUUAUCUCUCCUGGACACCUUCUGCUGGGCUGAAGAUACUCCAUUUGGGAAGCUGUGUGGUCACCACUAACCUUCAGGAAAUGCACAAUGGAUUUUCUGAGAUACGGGACACUGUGCAAGCCAAAGAUAAAAUCAUUGACAUCAGAAUCUUGAGGAAGACCGAGUCUUUGCAAGACACAAAGCCUGCAGAUCAGUGCUGCCUCCUCCGCCAUAUACUGAGACUCUACCUGAACACAGUAUUCAAAAACUAUCAGACCCCUGACCACCAUAUCCUCCGGAAGAUCAGCAGCCUUGCCAACUCUUUUCUUACUAUCAAGAAGGACCUCCGACUUUGUCAUGCCCAUAUGACAUGCCCUUGUGGAGAGGAAGCAAAGGAGAAAUACAGCCAAAUUCUGAGUCACUUCGAAGAGCUCGAGCCUCAGGAAGCGGUGGUGAAAGCUUUGGGAGAGCUAGACAUUCUCCUGCGAUGGAUGGAGGAGACAGAAUAAAAGGAAAGUGACUAUGCUGCUGAGAGUAUUCCUGGCCGAGUCCCAGUUCUCCGUUCGUGGAGGCAUGACCGCAAACCACUAUCUCUUUGUUAUAUCAUUUAGUGCUGGUCACUGUGUAUAUUAUUUAUUUCCUAUUUGUGUCUUUAUUGUGGUUGUUUUCAUGUGUUCUUACCCUUAAUCUAGACCAUGGUUUUAUAAGAUUUUGGUAAUAUCUUUUCUACAGUCGGAUAUAUUUAUUAGUUAAU